AUGGAAAACCCUGAGGUUGAUCGCAACGAGUCAGAUGUGAAUGCAGUGUUCCUAGAUGGGCAGCUGUUCCAUAUUGAAGAAUUGCCCUGGUAUGCUGAUAUAGUCAACCAUCUGGAGAAUGAAGUUGUUAGUGCAUCAACCACACAUAGGAAAUGGAAGAAGGAAAGAGCUUUAAGGACGAUGCCGAAAGAGAAUGAAGUUACUAGUGCACCAUCUAGUUUAUCAAUAUCCUUGAAGUCUAUUCUUAGGUAUGCUGAAAAGAUUGAAAGAAAGGUCAUAGAAAAAAAUCGCAGAAACAAAAUGAAAUCACUUUACUCCAACUUGAAUUCCCUCCUCCCAACCCCUCACUCAAAUCUACCACUAACAGUGUCGGAGCAGAUAGAGGAAGUAAUAAAGUCCAUUAAAUCACUAGAGAUAAAGUUGAAGAAGGAUGAGGAGAAGAAGGAGAGACUUUUGAGAAAGUCGAAAAUGUCAUUGUCAUCGCCGUCAUACACUGCAUUGUCGACGAACCAGAAUAGGAAUGUACCUGAACUGAAAAUCAAAGAAAUGGGCUCUGCCGUGGAGGUGGUUUUAACGACUGGGUUGGAGGAUCGGUCUAUAUUUUAUGAGAUUAUUCGUAUCUUUAAUGAAGAGCGAGUCGAGAUCAUCAAUGUUAGUUAUUCCGAUCUCGAAAGUACCAUCAUAUAUUCGCUCCACGCUGAGAUUGAAGACGUGGUGUAUGAAUUUGGAGGAACAAAACUGAUAGAGAGACUAAAAAAAUUGGUUCACGAACCCAACAAUGAUCCAGAAUUACAGGCGGUGGCAGUUUUCAGCAGUCACGGUGGAACCAAUUUUCCGGCGGACGUUCUGACGACAAGUUCCCAUUACAAUUUUUGGAGCAACUAG
Benincasa hispida (wax gourd) is the source of this 885-nucleotide messenger RNA. NCBI's taxonomy places the organism in Eukaryota, Viridiplantae, Streptophyta, Magnoliopsida, Cucurbitales, Cucurbitaceae. The record is from RefSeq and is a predicted model, not a curated record.